AUGCCUUCCGCUACCACUCAAGAGCGGCACUUGCCCGCAAAGCGCAACUCCCUCAUGACUGAGGAUGUGCCUCGCUACGAUGACCUCGUAGCCCGUCGUCGACUCGGCCAAACUCAGCUGACGGCCAAGAUGGUCAACCUUGCUGACGGGGAAGGCGCAGCUCUCGGCGUCUUCGACUAUGCCCACCUUCGCGCUCCUUUGCCCAAGGGCAUCGUCUCUGGCAUCUUCAAAUCCAGCCCCAACAGCUACUUCCUGAUGCGACGCAGCCACGAUGGCUUUGUUUCUGCGACAGGAAUGUUCAAGGCCACAUUCCCCUACGCCGAGGCCGCCGAGGAGGAGGCUGAACGCAAGUACAUCAAGUCUCUUGCUUCCACCAGCCCCGAGGAGACUGCCGGCAACGUCUGGAUUCCCCCAGACCACGCCCUGACCCUCGCCGAGGAGUACGGCGUUGCGCCUUGGAUCCGCGCCCUGCUGGAUCCUGCUACUAUCGCCGUUUCCAACACCCCCGACAGCCCUCCCAAGAAGAUCACGGCCCCUCCCAAGUACGAGCUCCUCAAGGCUCACCCUCAGCUCGCCCCUCCUACGCCGACUUCACUCCCUCGCAGCACUCGAUCUCGCCGCUCAGCAAGCCCUACCAAGACCGCCGCUGCUACGACGCUCCCCAGACCUGUCAGAUCGCCCAGGAAGCGCAGGGCCAAGGCCGACUCUGUCGAGCCUCGGGAAUCCACGCCCACAAUUGCUACUAAGCUCGAGGUCAAUGGUGUGAUUGAAGAAGACAAGGAUGCCGAAGCGGAGAUCAAGACGAUUCUCAAGACCGUCGAGGCGGAACCCGUGUUAGUCUUUGAGGCUAGAGAGGAGGAGCCCAAGGCCAAGGUCAUCGUCGACCAAGAUAUCAAGACAGACGAAGAUGGCAACGAGACCAAGCACACUGCUGUGUCACUAGAGCUUCCUCUGUUGAGCGCAGAGCCACCAUCUGCUGAGGAGACUGCGCGUAUGAUUGCGGAGGCGAAGCAAAUGGUCGAGGCGGCUGCUAUCAAGUCAGAAGGUGUUGACAGCCCCAAGGCUAAGAGCAAGCGUGGCGCCGAGGAGAUUUCAAAAGGAGAUGAUGAGGACGAGGAGAAGGUCGCAGAGGAGCCGCGGUCGAAGAAGGCCAAGACCGCCGAGGUGCAGGUCAAGAAGCUCCGCGUACGGAACCGAGCUUUGUUUGGUCUGAGUGCCGUGUCACUUGCCGUCGGCGCAUUCUCGUACUUUGUUGGUUCCUUCUGA
Messenger RNA from Colletotrichum godetiae, 1266 nucleotides. RefSeq names its product KilA-N domain-containing protein. Gene Ontology annotation, molecular function: DNA binding. The record is from RefSeq and is a predicted model, not a curated record. Gene Ontology annotation, cellular component: nuclear membrane complex Bqt3-Bqt4. The transcript has 3 exons. Gene Ontology annotation, biological process: mitotic telomere tethering at nuclear periphery; meiotic attachment of telomere to nuclear envelope. Bases 1 to 1266 code for a protein of 421 amino acids. NCBI's taxonomy places the organism in Eukaryota, Fungi, Ascomycota, Sordariomycetes, Glomerellales, Glomerellaceae.